UCGGGCCCCUCCUGGAGCCCGCCCCGGCCCCAGCCCAAGCUGCCCUCUGCCGUCGGGUUGGGGAGGGGACGGUGCACUCCAGACGCCAAGGAGGUGGAGGACAGGAGGUGCUGUCGGUGUGCCCGAGGCAGGGGAUCCGCCCUGCGCCCCACCCAGCCCGAACGCCAGCCCGGAUGCCGGUGGGAACCGUGUACCUCCUGGAUCCAGGGGACCUCUGAGUGACCGCAGGGCUGGGGUCCCCUGUCACCCCACGGCCAGGGCAGGGAGCGCUGGACACCGGGUCCCACCGGCCCUGCCAGUUCCUCUUCCGGGCUCGCGGGCUCCCAUGGCCCUCGGGCCCAGCGCGGUGACCCCGGGGGAUGGAGCCGUUCCUCAGGAGGCGGCUGGCCUUCCUGUCCUUCUUCUGGGACAAGAUCUGGCCGGCGGGCGGCGAGCCGGACCAUGGCACCCCUGGGUCCCUGGACCCCAACACUGACCCAGUGCCCACGCUCCCCGCCGAGCCUUGCAGCCCCUUCCCUCAGCUCUUCCUUGCGCUCUAUGACUUCACGGCGCGGUGUGGCGGGGAGCUGAGUGUCCGCCGCGGGGACAGGCUCUGUGCCCUCGAAGAGGGGGGCGGCUACAUCUUCGCACGCAGGCUUUCGGGCCAGCCCAGCGCCGGGCUCGUGCCCAUCACCCACGUGGCCAAGGCUUCUCCUGAGACGCUCUCAGACCAACCCUGGUACUUUAGUGGGGUCAGUCGGACCCAGGCACAGCAGCUGCUCCUCUCCCCACCCAACGAACCAGGGGCCUUCCUCAUCCGGCCCAGCGAGAGCAGCCUCGGGGGCUACUCACUGUCAGUCCGGGCCCAGGCCAAGGUCUGCCACUACCGGGUCUCCAUGGCAGCUGAUGGCAGCCUCUACCUGCAGAAGGGACGGCUCUUUCCCGGCCUGGAGGAGCUACUCACCUACUACAAGGCCAACUGGAAGCUGAUCCAGAACCCCCUGCUGCAGCCCUGCAUGCCCCAGAAGGCCCCGCGGCAGGACGUGUGGGAGCGGCCACACUCCGAAUUCGCCCUUGGGAGGAAGCUGGGUGAAGGCUACUUUGGGGAGGUGUGGGAAGGCCUGUGGCUGGGCUCCCUGCCCGUGGCGAUCAAGGUCAUCAAGUCAGCCAACAUGAAGCUCACUGACCUCGCCAAGGAGAUCCAGACGCUGAAGGGCCUGCGGCACGAGCGGCUCAUCCGGCUGCACGCAGUGUGCUCGGGCGGGGAGCCUGUAUACAUCGUCACGGAACUCAUGCGCAAGGGGAACCUGCAGGCCUUCCUGGGCAGCCCCGAGGGCCGGGCCCUGCGUCUGCCGCCACUCCUGGGCUUUGCCUGCCAGGUGGCUGAGGGCAUGAGCUACCUGGAGGAGCAGCGCGUUGUGCAUCGGGACUUGGCCGCCAGGAACGUGCUUGUGGACGACGGCCUGGCCUGCAAGGUGGCUGACUUCGGCCUGGCCCGGCUGCUCAAGGACGACAUCUACUCCCCGAGCAGCAGCUCCAAGAUCCCGGUCAAGUGGACAGCGCCUGAGGCGGCCAAUUAUCGUGUCUUCUCCCAGAAGUCAGACGUCUGGUCCUUCGGCGUCCUGCUGUACGAGGUUUUCACCUAUGGCCAGUGUCCCUACGAAGGGAUGACCAACCACGAGACGCUGCAGCAGAUCAUGCGAGGGUACCGGCUGCCGCGCCCGGCUGCCUGCCCGGCGGAGGUCUACGUGCUCAUGCUGGAGUGCUGGAGGAGCAGCCCCGAGGAACGGCCCUCCUUCGCCACGCUGCGGGAGAAGCUGCACGCCAUCCACAGAUGCCACCCCCGAGUCCUCACGUGACCCAACGCUCUGCGCUCCAGCCAGGCCAGCCCCUCGUCCCUGCAGAGCGCCAACUCGAAGGGAUGCCGGUCUGCCGGACCGAGGAGCCUCUGGCUGUGGGCCUCAGGCCCUGGCGUGCACACGUGUUCGUGCACCAGGCAGACGUGCAGACAGAGGGCUGGGGCUGACGUUCCCCGUGCAGUGUGACUCGUGCAGACGGAGGGCUGGGGCUGACGUCCCCCGUGCAGUGUGACUCGUGCAGACGGAGGGCUGGGGCUGACGUCCCCCGUGCAGUGUGACUCGUGCAGACGGAGGGCUGGGGCUGACGUCCCCCGUGCAGUGUGACUCGUGCAGACGGAGGGCUGGGGCUGACGUCCCCCGUGCAGUGUGACUCGUGCAGACGGAGGGCUGGGGCUGACGUUCCCCGUGCAGUGUGACUCGUGUCUCUGGCAUCUCAAGAGAGACAACAGCACAGGAGGGUGGGUAGAAGCCUCGGAGGCUCUGGGCGGGGAACCCUGAGCCCUGUGUGUCUCCUGCCUGGGUCCCUUGGACUCCCUCCCAGGGUGAAGAGCCAAAGGCCCAGUUCUCUCCCUAGUCCCAGCUUGGGUUUUUGGAAGUGACCAGUGCUGGCUCCCAGGCAGACUGUGGUGUUGACCCCACUGGGUGUGUGGUAUGUAGGCACGGGGUGGCACCGUCACCUGCCCCUCACAGACACGCUGGCGGCCUGUGCACAAACCCACUCACGCACACAGCACUCAGUAAGCCGAGACUGACCCACUCAGACACGCACACAGGCGCACAUCACACACAGGCUCAGCCCCCCAAACCCAGACCCAGGAGCUGGAGCGUAGGGGUCCACGUGGCUAGAAAAUGCAGGUUGGAGCGGCCCCCAUGCCGCCUAGACCCCCAGCCCAGGACAUCAUGGUGCCCAGACAGCGUGAGCCCCAAGGGCAUUGGCAGGAGCUGCCGAUUCCAUCUCCCUGGGCGGGUUCCAGGUGGCACAGGAAGGGUGGGCCGGGAGGCUUGGUGACCUGGGAGCUGCCCUUGGAGGCUAUUUCCAGGGGCCUCAGGGUGGGCCGUGGGGGAUUUGGAGUCUUCUGCCUGUGCAGGGUCAGGCAGGGUCGGUUGGGGGCUCGGAGGUAGAUGCCAUGGUAUGCUGGGCAGCAAGUGGCUCAGAAAGCCUCUGGGUGUGAGUCCUCGGGGGUCACCAAGGCAGGAGGGGGCAGGGAUGUGCAGGGUCGGCCCUCGUCUCCCCACGUCUGGCUCAGGGAAGCUUCUGCUCAGGUCUUCGUGAAACACGUCAAGAAGCAAGGGGGCCGGCGGGGUCUGUUUGUGGCCCCCGGAGACCCUGCCCCCCACCCUCCUGGGAGCCCAGGUUGGCAGCUGUGCCCAGAAGGCUUUCGGGGAUGGAAAGUUUGGAGACAAGUUCAGGCCUGACUGAGUCCUUGUCCCCUAGAGUUGGGGUCAGCUCUGUACCUGCUGAGCCGAAGUGCUGAUGGCCGCCGUCCACAGGCCCCGGCCAAAGGCUGGCUCAGGAGGAAGCUAAGAGAUGAGACUCCCGUGUGCAGAGACAGGUGGCCCCGGGGAGGGAAGAGGCCACUCGGAGGCUCCGAGAACGGAGGCAGCGCAGGGGCUUCCUGGGGCCUGUGCAUAGAAGGAGCAAGGCCAAGCGGAGGGAAGCAGCAGGAACCAGGACCCCUGCAGAUGGUGGAGGCAAGAGGCUUUAUCUGAGCCUUUGGGACCCUGGCCACCUGCCCAGCUCCAUCUGCAUGGGAGAACCUAGGGGAGGGGCUGGCUCUGGUACCUGGGCCCACUGAGGCCUUGAGCUGAGCUUCCGGUUCUGGCAGGUCCCCAGCACAGCAGCCUGGGGGCUCCUCUGGCACAGACGGCCUCGCCCUCUGUGCUUUCUGCAGCCGCCACUGGGGUUAAGGGAACCAGGUGUGUCUGUGGCACCUGUGCCCUCCUAGGCAUCUCGCCAGCCACCAGCUGAACAGGUUUGGUGCUCCUGGGUAUCUGGGAGGGGCCGGGGACGUUCCUGCCUCCUGGUGUGGCUUAGACUGAACGUCCUGCACGUCCGAACUCAGGGAUACUCGAGGCUUCCUGGACAUAGACUCACGGGCCCAGAGUCCCAGGCUCGAGUACACCGGGGCGGUGUCAGAGCUGGUGGGCUCUGAGGGACGCUGCCCGGCCAGAUGCCCCGGCGCCCUCCUUCCGCAUUCCCCACCCCCCACCCCUCCCCCUGCAUCCUCCCCGACCGACCCCAGACAGAGCUGGGAGGGCCAGAGGGACACUGCCCAGGCCGGCACCCCGCUGCCCCUCCCCACCUUGGUCAGUGCUGAGCUGGGCUGCCCAGAAAUCUAUGAACCUGUUAAAUAACCCAGAUUAUUGUUCUUAAUCUCAAAACAAUGAGUGGAAGGUGCCAUUAUUUCUCUUUGCAAUAAAAAUAAAAGUUCAAAUACGCAGUUUAGGGACUUUCCCUACCACUCCUUGCAGACUUUGAGUUUCCCUUCCCACCCCUU
Messenger RNA from Pan troglodytes (chimpanzee), 4336 nucleotides. It is a transcript of the gene SRMS, whose product is annotated as src-related kinase lacking C-terminal regulatory tyrosine and N-terminal myristylation sites. Gene Ontology annotation, biological process: protein phosphorylation. The record is from RefSeq and is a predicted model, not a curated record. Bases 360 to 1838 code for a protein of 492 amino acids. Gene Ontology annotation, molecular function: ATP binding; protein tyrosine kinase activity; protein binding. NCBI's taxonomy places the organism in Eukaryota, Metazoa, Chordata, Mammalia, Primates, Hominidae. The transcript has 8 exons.